GAGAUUCUUUCUCAAACCUCUCCCUUCUUGGCCCCCUCAUUUUUCCAACCCCCCAUUUCCAAACUUACACUAUUCGACUUUCAAACCCUAAAAAAGAUAACAAAGAAAAAGAAGAAGAAUUAUACAGAGAAAAACAGGCACACGCACCUACUCCUGGUUACUUGCAUGGGCAGAAAACAAGUGCUGAGGACAAUUUUUGUUUGAAACAGAAACCAAGGAGGAUGCGUAGGUGGUUGUGUUGUACUUGUCAAGUAGAAGAGUCCCACCCGUCCACUGACAAUGAGCCUUACAAAAGCCCAAGAAACCAUGCAGAUGGGCAUAAAAAAGGGGCAAAGGCAUCCGCUCCUGUCAAAACUGAAGUUCAAAAGGAAAUACCACCUAUUGAAGUGCCAGCACUUUCCUUGGAUGAGCUGAAAGAAAAAACUGAUCUUUUUGGGUCACAGGCAUUGAUUGGUGAAGGAUCCUAUGGAAGAGUGUACUACGCAAAAUUAAAUAAUGGAAGAGCUGUGGCUGUUAAAAAGCUUGACAUUUCGGCUGAGCCUGAAUCAAAUAAUGAGUUUUUGACUCAGGUUUCCUUGGUUUCAAGACUGAAGCACGAAAAUUUUGUUGAGUUGCUUGGUUAUUGUGUAGAAGGAAAUCUCCGUGUGCUAGCAUUCGAGUUUGCAACCAUGGGUUCUCUACAUGACAUUUUGCAUGGUAGAAAAGGAGUCCAAGGAGCGCAACCAGGACCUGUGCUGGACUGGAUGCAACGAGUGAGAAUUGCUAUUGAUGCUGCAAGGGGGUUGGAAUAUUUGCAUGAGAAGGUUCAACCUUAUACUAUACACAGAGAUAUCCGAUCUAGCAAUGUGCUUCUAUUUGAAGACUUUAAGGCCAAAAUUGCAGAUUUUAACCUUUCAAAUCAGGCUCCUGACAUGGCUGCCCGCCUUCAUUCUACUCGAGUUUUGGGAACAUUUGGUUAUCAUGCACCAGAAUAUGCAAUGACUGGACAAUUGACACAGAAGAGUGAUGUGUAUAGCUUCGGGGUCGUUCUGCUAGAGCUUAUAACAGGCCGCAAACCUGUUGAUCACACUAUGCCUCGUGGACAACAGAGUCUUGUUACUUGGGCUACUCCAAGACUAAGUGAAGACAAAGUCAAACAAUGUGUAGACCCAAAGCUCAAGGGCGAGUAUCCUCCAAAAGGAGUCGCUAAGCUGGCUGCUGUGGCAGCAUUGUGUGUGCAGUAUGAGGCUGAAUUCAGGCCAAAUAUGAGCAUUGUAGUGAAGGCUCUCCAACCCCUUCUGAAGUCUGCUCCUGCACCCCCUCUUCCUGGGAAUUAAAGUAAAUAAAUUUUGUUUCUUCCCUAUGUGGCAAUGGCAUUUCGGCAUCAUUUGGUUUCUUCAUU
Messenger RNA from Camellia sinensis, 1381 nucleotides. The record is from RefSeq and is a predicted model, not a curated record. Lineage: Eukaryota; Viridiplantae; Streptophyta; Magnoliopsida; Ericales; Theaceae.